UGCGGAGGUGCCUCUCCUGGCUCGGUAAGUCCUCUCUUCUUCUCUUUCUCCCUCCGGAAACCUGGCUGCAGCUGGCCGGGGAGGCCCGAUUAAAGAGGAGAGGGCAGUGCUCACAGGCCUGGGCAGGUGUCCACAAAAUAUGAGGGGCCACCCCUCUCUGCUGCUGCUAUACCUGGGAUUGUCCACCUGCCUGGAUACUUCACCCAGUGGGGAGCAAGACCAAGAAGUCUUCCUGGGCUUCCCGGAGGCCCAGAGCUUCCUGCGUGGCCGUCCUCGGAUUCCAAGAGCCAAUCACUGGGACCUGGAGCUGCUCACACCAGGGAACCUGGAACGGGAGUGUCACGAGGAGAGGUGUUCCUGGGAAGAGGCGAGGGAGGUCUUUGAGGACAAAGCUCUGACGGAGCACUUCUGGGAAACCUACAUCUACAAUGGCAAAGCAGGGCGUGGAAGAGUGGAUGUGGCAGGACUGGCAGUGGGACUGACAUCUGGCAUCCUGCUCAUUGUCCUGGCUGGCCUGGGAGCCUUUUGGUAUCUGCAUUGGCGACGACGACAACGCCGCGGCCAGCAGCCCUGUCCCCAAGAGUCCGGGCUCCUCAGCCCUCUGGAUUCCUUAAGCCCUCUGGGCCCACCGACACCCCCGCUUCCACCCCCGCCUCCAGGUCUCCCCACCUACGAGCAGGCGCUGGCAGCCUCUGGGGUGCACGACGCACCUCCGCCCCCCUACACCAGCCUGAGGAGGCCUCACUGAAGAGCUGCUUCGGAGCCCCGGCUCUCCGAACCGUGCCCCUGAUUCACACCGGAUUCAGGAAGCCCCCAGGCCUCUGAGACUCCGGAGCUGAACUUGGGGGUGGUGGGAGUAGGGGUCUCCCGGGCAGAGGCCUACCCUGGC
Messenger RNA from Carlito syrichta (Philippine tarsier), 889 nucleotides. It is a transcript of the gene PRRG2, whose product is annotated as proline rich and Gla domain 2. The transcript is spliced from 8 exons. Gene Ontology annotation, molecular function: calcium ion binding. Lineage: Eukaryota; Metazoa; Chordata; Mammalia; Primates; Tarsiidae. The coding region runs from base 140 to 748 and encodes 202 amino acids. The record is from RefSeq and is a predicted model, not a curated record. Gene Ontology annotation, cellular component: extracellular region.